AUGACCCAAAAUUUAGUUUGGAUUAUUCAUUGCGGAUGCGGAGGCAAGCAGAAAUCCGGCACCAAUAAUUGUACGGAGACGUUGGGAAGAAAAACUUUCGAAUUAAAUGGAACUGGAAGAGCAAAAGAACAAAAUACAUAUAACGAAGCUCAUCCGCACAAUAUUUGGAAGUAUCAAAACCUUAGUUGUACGGAGACGUGGCCGAUUUCUGCUUGCGUGUCAACCACAUGUGUAAUCAGUCCAGAAGAAAUUUUCACCAUUCAUGGGCUCUGGCCUGUAUUGAAAGAUGGAACUGCUGUCACUGACUGCUCACCAGAACGAUUCAAUAGAGCAGGGGUACGCGUCUCUGCUGCUUUGUCCAGAGCUAAUGCUACAUAG
This is a messenger RNA of Dovyalis caffra, 378 nucleotides long. The record is from the annotation of a GenBank genome assembly. Lineage: Eukaryota; Viridiplantae; Streptophyta; Magnoliopsida; Malpighiales; Salicaceae.